This is a messenger RNA of Gracilinanus agilis (Agile Gracile Mouse Opossum), 618 nucleotides long. RefSeq names its product bromodomain adjacent to zinc finger domain protein 2B-like. The annotation marks the transcript as partial. Lineage: Eukaryota; Metazoa; Chordata; Mammalia; Didelphimorphia; Didelphidae. The record is from RefSeq and is a predicted model, not a curated record. The transcript has 3 exons.
UUCUCUUUUCUCUUGGCGAUAUAGGGUUGGAUGUGUCCUGAACCCGCAUCAGAAAGGGAAGACUUGGUAUAUUUUGAGCAUAAGUCAGUUACUAAAUUGUGCAAGGAGCAUGAUGGAGAGUGUCCUAGAGGAGAAGAAAGCAGUGCCAGUCCUCUAGAACGGAAGAGUGACAACCCUCUAGAUAUAGCUGUAACCAGGCUGGCUGAGUUGGAGCGGAACAUAGAGCGAAGGUAUCUGAAGAGCCCCUUAAGUACCACCAUUCAGAUCAAACUGGAUAAUGUGGGCACAGUUACUGUCCCUGCUCCUGCACCAUCCAUUAGUGGUGAUGGUGACGGAAUUGAAGAGGAGAUUGCUCCAGGGCUCAGGGUAUGGAGAAGGGCAUUAUCAGAAGCUCGCAGUGCUGCACAGGUAGCUCUGUGCAUUCAGCAGUUACAGAAAUCAAUAGCAUGGGAAAAAUCAAUUAUGAAAGUUUACUGCCAGAUUUGCCGAAAGGGAGAUAAUGAGGAACUGCUGCUGCUUUGUGAUGGCUGUGACAAAGGCUGCCAUACUUACUGCCAUAGGCCCAAGAUUACCACCAUACCAGAUGGGGACUGGUUUUGUCCAGCUUGCAUUGCUAAG